Molecule: messenger RNA, 823 nt
Organism: Podarcis muralis (Common wall lizard)
Lineage: Eukaryota; Metazoa; Chordata; Lepidosauria; Squamata; Lacertidae
Source: RefSeq, a predicted model, not a curated record
UAUAAGCCUUUGCACACAAUCUGUCUCCCACAGGGAAUAAAGUCCACUCUCUGCUGUUGGCUGCUCUGUUCUCAUUUGAAAUAGGAGGGCAACUUGUGCACUUGACUGCCUGCCUACAAGAAUCCUUGUGGGUGAGCAAGGAAUCUUUCAACCCAGGCUGAGGCAGAAAAACUCUAGGGAGAACACUAUUGACCCACCUGCUCUUCUUCCAGCAGCCCAGACCACAUGGAAGUCUGGCUUGGCCUACAAGUCCCUGAGACUCCUCCUAAGGAGAAGCAACAGGUCAUUGCUGCUGCCAAGCUGGUCCCUCAUAAGCAGUUCAACAACUACACACUGGACUAUGACAUCAUGCUCAUCAAGCUUGCACAACCAGCUGUCCUGGGUGAGCUAGUGCAGCCCAUCAGUUUGCCCAGCCAAUGUGCCAUAGCUGGGACCCAGUGCCUGGCUUCAGAAUGGAUCAGCAGCAACUGCAGCUGCUCAGGAUCAACAUAUUUUGGGCUUACAGCUGAUGGAACAGACAACCUUCUGCAGUGCUCCUACCUUCCAGUCACAUCUGAUGCCACUUGCAACAAUGUCUACCCAGGACGGUUCACUGACAGGAUGCUUGGUGCUGCACAGCUGGACAGCAGCCAAGAUGCCUGCAAGGGAGAUGUGGGCAGCCCCCUGGUGUGUGAAGAAGCCCUCCAAGGACUGCUGUCCUGGAAGAAAAGCUGCAGUGAAGAGAAUCGGCUGGGGCUGUACACCAAGGUCUGCAUCUUUGAAGACUGGAUCCACUACACAAUUGCCAACAACUGAAGAGCAAUAAAGCCAGAUUGAGCUCUGA